AUGAUCACUCCUCGUCUCUCUUCGGCGUCGUCGCUCCUCCGCGGCGUUCGCACCUACGCGUCCGUCCAGGGCAACAUUGGCGCUACCCAGGUGCCCAUGUCCAACCUCGAGAAGGGCAAGUUCAUCAACUACCAGCGCAUUGAGGACAACCUCCAGAUUGUCCGCAACCGCCUCAACGCCCCCCUCACCCUCGCCGAGAAGAUCGUCUACGGUCACCUCGACGACCCGCACCACCAGGAGAUUGCCCGUGGCGCGUCGUACCUCAAGCUGCGCCCCGACCGUGUUGCCUGCCAGGAUGCCACCGCCCAGAUGGCCAUCCUCCAGUUCAUGUCGGCUGGCCUCCCCCAGACCGCCGUCCCCACCUCGGUCCACUGCGACCACCUUAUCCAGGCCCAGGUCUCUGGUGUCCCCGACCUUAAGCGCGCUAUCGACAUGAACAAGGAGGUCUACGACUUCCUUGCCACUGCCUGCGCCAAGUACGGCAUCGGCUUCUGGAAGCCGGGAUCUGGUAUCAUCCACCAGAUCAUCCUUGAGAACUACGCCAUCCCGGGUCUCAUGAUGAUCGGUACCGACUCGCACACCCCCAACGCUGGUGGUCUCGGCAUGGUUGCCUGCGGUGUCGGUGGUGCCGACGCCGUCGACGUCAUGGCCGGCAUCCCUUGGGAGCUCAAGUGCCCCAAGGUCAUUGGCGUUAACCUCACCGGCAAGAUGUCGGGCUGGACUACCCCCAAGGACGUUAUCCUCAAGGUCGCUGGUAUCCUCACCGUCAAGGGUGGCACUGGCGCCAUCAUCGAGUACACCGGCCCCGGUGUCGAUAACCUCUCGUGCACUGGUAUGGCUACCAUCUGCAACAUGGGUGCCGAGAUUGGUGCCACCACCUCGCUCUUCCCCUACAACGAGCGCAUGGCCGACUACCUCCGUGCCACCAACCGUGGCCAGGCCGCCGAGUACGCCAACGCCUUCAAGCACAACCUCACCCCCGACGCCGGCGCCGAGUACGACCAGCACAUUACCAUCAACCUUGACGAGCUCGAGCCCCACAUCAACGGCCCCUUCACCCCCGACCUCGCCACCCCCAUCUCCAAGUUCGCCGAGGCUGUCAAGGCCAACGGCUGGCCCGAGGAGCUCAAGGUCGGCCUCAUCGGUUCGUGCACCAACUCGUCGUACGAGGACAUGUCUCGCUCGGCCUCGAUUGCCGACGAGGCUGCCGCCCACGGCCUCAAGGCCAAGUCGCUCUUCACCAUCACCCCCGGUUCGGAGCAGGUUCGCGCCACCAUUGCCCGUGACGGCUUUGUCGACACCUUUGAGGGUGUCGGCGGUGUUGUUCUUGCCAACGCCUGUGGCCCCUGCAUUGGCCAGUGGGACCGCCAGGACGUGAAGAAGGGCGAGAAGAACUCGAUCAUCACCUCGUACAACCGUAACUUCACCGGCCGUAACGACGCCAACCCCGCUACUCACGCCUUUGUCGCCUCGCCCGACCUUGUCACCGCCAUGGUCUUUGCCGGUGACCUCACCUUCAACCCCAUGACCGACUCGCUCAAGGGCGCCGACGGCAAGGAGUUCAAGUUUGCUGAGCCCCGUGGCCUCGAGCUUCCCCCCAAGGGCUACGACCCGGGAGAGAACACCUUCCAGGCUCCCCCCGCCGACGGCUCGCAGGUCAACGUCGCUGUCUCGCCCACUUCGGACCGUCUCCAGGUCCUCAAGCCCUUCACCGCCUGGGACGGCAAGGACAUUGUCGACGCCCCCGUCCUCAUCAAGGCUCAGGGCAAGUGCACCACCGACCACAUCUCUGCUGGUGGCCCUUGGCUCAAGUACCGUGGGCACCUCGAGAACAUCUCGCAGAACUGCCUGAUUGGCGCCAUCAACGCCGACAACGGCGAGGCCAACAAGGUUCUCAACCAGAUGACCGGCGAGUUUGGCGCCGUCCCCACUGUCGGCGCUGCCUACCGUGACGCUGGCAUCCCAUGGGUUGUUGUCGGUGACGAGAACUACGGUGAGGGUUCGUCGCGUGAGCACGCCGCUCUUGAGCCCCGUUUCCUCGGUGGCCGUGCCGUUAUUGUCCGCUCGUUCGCCCGUAUCCACGAGACCAACCUCAAGAAGCAGGGUAUGCUUCCCCUCUGGUUCAAGGACCCCAAGGACUACGACCUCAUCUCGGGCUCUGACAAGCUCUCGAUUGUUGGCCUCGCCGACUUCAAGCCCGGGCAGGAGAUCACCGUCAAGGGCAAGCGCGCCGACGGCUCGGAGUACUCGUUCCAGACCACCAACACCAUCAACGAGGGUCAGUGGGCUUGGUUCGAGGCCGGCUCGGCUCUCAACAAGAUGAAGAAGGACGCCGGCAACUAA
Messenger RNA from Cutaneotrichosporon cavernicola, 2343 nucleotides. RefSeq lists its product as uncharacterized. The transcript has 5 exons. Gene Ontology annotation, cellular component: cytosol; mitochondrion. The record is from RefSeq and is a predicted model, not a curated record. Gene Ontology annotation, biological process: tricarboxylic acid cycle. Gene Ontology annotation, molecular function: 4 iron, 4 sulfur cluster binding; aconitate hydratase activity. The coding region runs from base 1 to 2343 and encodes 780 amino acids. NCBI's taxonomy places the organism in Eukaryota, Fungi, Basidiomycota, Tremellomycetes, Trichosporonales, Trichosporonaceae.